AUGAGUUUCUUCUCCAAACUCUUUGCAAUUUGCGGUUCAAACGAGCCAGCUCCUGAAGUUGAUGAGCCAGAAAUUGAACUCGAACCACAUUUGGAUGCCAUUCGUGAACAAAUGGAAUUUUAUUUAUCAAAUUCCAAUAUUGAAUCUGAUUCUUUCAUGAAGGAAGCAAUUAACGAACGUGAAGAUAGAUAUGUUAAAAUUGCUACAUUCCUUACAUUCAAUCGCAUGAAAUCUCUCAAUGCUACUGAGGAAGACAUUAUUGAAGCUUGCUCUGCCUCAAAGCACCUUGAAGUUAACAAAGCUGAAAAAAUAGUUCGCUCCAAAGUUCCGUUUGUUUCUGAUCCACGCAGAUCAUAUCGUACAGUUCAUAUUGAAGGGUUCGAUGAGACAGAAACAUUAGAUGACAUCAAGGCCCUCUUCAAGGAACAAUACCCAAGAUCCGCACUUCGUACAGAAAUGCGCAAGAUCAAUCGUAAAGGCGGCGAAAAGAUUUUCAGUGGCCAAGUUAAUGUCGAAGUAAAGGACGAAGCAACAGCCAAAAAGAUUGUCGAAAAUGGCAUUUUAUACCAUGGUAAGCAGCUCAAAGGUAUCCUCUUCUCCGAUUUCAAGGCAAAUUUAGUUUCCAAGAAGAAAGGAACACCAAAGAAAGACACACCCAAGAAGGAUACCCCAAAGAAGGACACACCAAAGAAAAAAUAG
Molecule: messenger RNA, 699 nt
Organism: Trichomonas vaginalis G3
Lineage: Eukaryota; Parabasalia; Trichomonadida; Trichomonadidae
Product: RNA binding
Exons: 1
Coding region: 1-699 (232 amino acids)
Biological process (GO): RNA processing
Cellular component (GO): nucleus
Molecular function (GO): mRNA binding
Source: RefSeq, a predicted model, not a curated record